CUAUCAUCCACACUGACAGAGCACGUUGUUCCACGACACGAGUUCUGUCCUCCAUUUUGUUUUCAACGAGUUUUAAGUUAGAAUUAUAGACUUUGAAAGCUCAUAAUGGGCGUGGAAAAAGAAAUAAUUUCAGCUGGAGAUGGAAAGACGUAUCCUAAAAAUGGGCAAACAGUUGUUGUGCAUUAUACAGGAACAUUAACAAAUGGUAAAAAAUUUGAUUCCUCUCGAGAUCGGGGAAAACCAUUCAAAUUUAUAAUUGGAAAGGGUCAAGUUAUCAGAGGUUGGGACGAAGGAGUGGCAAUGAUGACUGUUGGUGAAAAGGCAAAACUGACUUGUUCCUCAGAUUUUGCAUAUGGUCCAAAAGGUCAUCCUGGUGUUAUCCCUCCUAAUGCUACUUUACUGUUUGAUGUGGAAUUGCUGGGACUUGAGUAGUUUCCAAACAAGACAUUUCAAAAUUCCUGCUAUUGAUAAAAGUGAGAUCAUACCACACAACUAUGUAAGAGAUGUGUGUAUCCACUAUCACUGAUUGCAAUUCAUUUAACUUUGGUUUUGUUUAUUUUAUUAUCAACAUCAGAUAUGAAUGCUACUUUAACUAUCGCUAUCUGUUCUUGUAUUUAGUUCAAAAGCCUGAUCU
This is a messenger RNA of Dendronephthya gigantea, 634 nucleotides long. RefSeq names its product peptidyl-prolyl cis-trans isomerase FKBP1A-like. Gene Ontology annotation, molecular function: peptidyl-prolyl cis-trans isomerase activity. The coding region runs from base 106 to 432 and encodes 108 amino acids. The record is from RefSeq and is a predicted model, not a curated record. The transcript has 6 exons. NCBI's taxonomy places the organism in Eukaryota, Metazoa, Cnidaria, Anthozoa, Malacalcyonacea, Nephtheidae.